AUGAACCUAAGCCAAUUUGGUAGGCGCUCAUUUGUCUCACUCAGAGGCCUCGAGAGCGUUCUCAAAGACAUCGAGCGUCAUGGGCUGCCAAAGGCUCAUUCACGGAGUACGAUAAAGAGAGCUCGUGAGAAGCAGAUCGAAGAGUACUCGACUUCCUACGGCCCUGUGCUUCAAGCUCUUGAGGUGCCUCUCAGUGACGGCAGUGGAAACACAACCAUUUUCGUCUCCCACCCUGUCUCUAUCAUCCAGAGCGCUAUCACGCAUUGCAAGCUGUUUCGUGAGCACUUUGUUCGACGCUGCAAUGAUCACCCUCCUCGCCCAGACCGCAAAUGGCAGUUCGCGGUAUACUCAGACGAGGUUACACCAGGUAACGCCUUGAAGCACAACAACGAACGUAAGCUCCAAGUGUGCUACUUCUCAGUGCUUGAGUUGGGCUCCUGGGCCCUUUCUCGAGAGGCAUUCUGGUUUUGCCUCUGCGCGGUGAAGUCGAGCACUGUUCAGAAGAUUGGCGGUAUGAGUUUGCUCAUGCCUCAUCUUCUGGACCUAUUUCGCAUGCCUUUUGACACCUCGAGUGGCAUUUACUUGCGGCGUGAAGAUUGGCGGGUCAUGUUCUUUGGACAAGUGGCGCUGCACAUUGGAGACGGAGACGAGGUGGCGUGCAAGUCUGUCCUGGGUGUCAAGGGAGCCGCCGGGACAGUGUUUUGCGCUUGCUGCCAGAAUGGUGUUGACUUCAAGAGUGCUUUGCAGGAUCACGAUGACCGGCUCAUACCGUCAACAUGCCUGGAGUUCUCGAGGUUCCGUCAGCACGCAACUGAGAGCGUCAGGGACGCACAUGAACUGUUGCGUGAACGCUGUGAGGUUGAGACGGCUGCAGGCUUCAAGCUUUUAGAGCAGAGCCUGGGUUUCAACUGGCAUGAACGAAGCCUGUUGAGCAUCCCGCGCCACCAGUACCUGCUGAGCGCUACGAUGUUCGACUGGUUCCAUAUUUAUUUUGUGCAUGGGGUUGCUUCCAUUCACGCUGGACUCACAAUAGCAGAGCUCCACAAGGGAGGUCACCAGGCUCAAGACAUAGCCUUGUUUGUUCAGGCCUUUGUGAUGCCGCGUCGACUUCAGGGAGCCAGGCCUAAGGCUUGCCUGGAGAAGCGGUCCAACAAGACAGAUCCUUUGAAAGGAAGCGCUUCAGAGACCAUCAACUUCCUGUUGAUCCUUCGGUGCUAUAUUCUACAUUUUGUUCUUGAUGACUGCAGCCCUGGACUCAGAAGGUGUUGCCAGUCCUUCCUGCGCCUGUGUAGCAUCACGGACACGCUCCUUCAGAGUUGGAAAAACCAGACACUGGGCUGCAACACGCCAUGUCACAUCACAUCAUGUCACUUAUCCUCAUGGACAUGUAUGUGA
Molecule: messenger RNA, 1395 nt
Organism: Durusdinium trenchii
Lineage: Eukaryota; Dinophyceae; Suessiales; Symbiodiniaceae
Source: the annotation of a GenBank genome assembly